AUGGCCGGCGCAACAUCCGCCACCGAGGGCAAAUCCAAACGCCCGUCAAACACGGCGUUCAAGCAGCAGCGGCUGCGCGCAUGGCAGCCACUUUUGACUCCCAAAAGCGUCCUCCCAACCUUCUUUAUAAUCGGGAUAAUAUUUGCGCCCAUCGGCGGCUGGCUUCUGUGGGCGUCCGGGCGCGUAAAUGAGCUGCGAAUCGACUACACCAACUGCGACCAAUUGAGCAACACGCUGACGCCGCUGUCCACGAACCAAUUCGAGUACCAUCUGAAUGGCAUUGACAGCAAGACAAUUCCCAAACCAGAGGAGAAAUACGAUGGAGAGACAAACACGUGCACGAUAUCGUUUAAUUUACCCAAGGACUUGGAGCCGAGCGUGUUCUUGUACUAUAGGCUGACGAACUUUUACCAGAACCACCGGCGCUAUACGCGCAGCUUUGAUAUUGACCAGCUGAAGGGCAAGGCGCGGUCGGCGAGCGAACUGGCCAAUGGCGACUGCAGCCCGCUGGAUGUGCAUUCGGAGGAUGAUGGGCCGAAGAAGCCGUACUACCCCUGCGGGCUGAUUGCCAACUCGGUGUUCAACGAUACGAUCAGCCAGCCGCUGUGGGCGAAUCCAUCGGGGCUGGCAAAGAGCUCGACUUAUGCGAUGACUGAUAAGGGCAUCGCAUGGGACUCUGACCGCAAGCGGUUCAACCCGACGGCGUAUAAGGCAGACGAAGUGUACCCGCCGCCGAACUGGCACGAGCGGUACCCGGACGGGUACCCGGAGCCGAUUCCGGACCUGGCAGACGACGAGCAUCUCCUCGUGUGGAUGCGCACGGCUGGGCUACCGACUUUCCGCAAGCUGUACAUGAAGAACACCGAGGACACGAUGAAGAGCGGGUACUAUCAGAUUAACGUGCAGAUGAACUACGAUACGAGAUCGUUUGGAGGCACAAAAUCCAUUGUCAUCUCUACCACGUCGUUUAUUGGCGGCCGCAACCCGGUGCUGGGCAUUGCCUUUAUUGUCGUCGGCGGCUUGUGUGUGCUGCUGGGGUGCAUCUUUGCUGUGCGCCACUUCUACCGCCCCAGGCGCCUUGGCGACCAUACGUACCUGUCGUGGAACCAGCAGGUCGCCUCGGGCCUGGCCGACAACCACAAUGACGCCUCCGGCGGUGGCGGCCCAUCGGCGGCAGCGUCUGGGCGCAAGGAUCCGGGCACUCUGCGCCAGCGGCCCUAG
Messenger RNA from Kickxella alabastrina, 1221 nucleotides. RefSeq names its product ligand-effect modulator 3 family. The record is from RefSeq and is a predicted model, not a curated record. The coding region runs from base 1 to 1221 and encodes 406 amino acids. Gene Ontology annotation, cellular component: plasma membrane; Golgi apparatus; endoplasmic reticulum. Lineage: Eukaryota; Fungi; Kickxellomycota; Kickxellomycetes; Kickxellales; Kickxellaceae. The transcript has a single exon.